Messenger RNA from Morone saxatilis (striped sea-bass), 3921 nucleotides. It is a transcript of the gene fbxo8, whose product is annotated as F-box protein 8. Lineage: Eukaryota; Metazoa; Chordata; Actinopteri; Moronidae. Gene Ontology annotation, molecular function: guanyl-nucleotide exchange factor activity; protein binding. The record is from RefSeq and is a predicted model, not a curated record. Gene Ontology annotation, biological process: regulation of ARF protein signal transduction.
GGUAUCAAUUAUUUCAUGUCUAAAGGUAUACUAGUGGAUCAUCCCACCGAGCUGGCUAAAUUCAUCUUCUACACCAGACGGCUCAACUGGAAGAUGCUGAGGAUUUACCUGGAUGAGAGACGGGAUGUCCUGGACGAGCUAGUGACCCUCCAUAACUUCAGUAACCAGUUCCUCCCCAACGCACUGCGAGAUUUUUUCAGACACAUCCAUGCGCCGGAGGAGAGAGGAGAGUAUCUGGAAACCCUCAUCACCAAGUUCAGCCACAGGUUUUGUACCUGUAACCCUGGCCUUGUCCGAGACCUGGGCCUCAGUCCUGAUGCUGUAUAUGUGCUGUGCUACAGUCUGAUCCUGCUGUCCAUCGACCUGACCAGCCCCCACGUCAAAAACAAAAUGUCCAAGAGGGAGUUUAUCAGGAACACUCGCCGAGCGGCACACAAUGUCUCGGAUGACUUUGUAGGCCACCUCUAUGACAACAUAUACCUGAUUGGUCAUGUGGCUGCAUAGCUCCACCUACCAGCUACCCAGUAGAAAUCCUCAGACUGCACUGAAGACUAGGAAUUGGUGAUUGGGUUCCUAUUCAUGUCUGGACAGUAUGGAACAUUGUAGAAGUGGAUUGUCUUUCAAGAAAUAUAGCAAAAAUCUUACUUGAAAGAUUAGAAAAACAAAUCGGCCACUGCACUGUGAGAUAGACUGUGUUACCAAAUAUUAGUAAUGUUAUUAGUUUUUAUUCAAAGGUGUGAAAAAGACUUAAAGUAGAACCAUAAAGAUGAGCUCUAAUGCACUGAUGGAUGGGUACUACUGAUUGGUGAAGGAACGAGGAAAAGCACUGUCCUCAGCCUGUCACAGAUGCCGGGACAGCCAUUCUGAUUUCCUAUUGGACAGGAGCUGCAUCACGUUCACCAUUAGGACAAACACUGGUCAAUAUUUGUAGGAAGUGACACAACAGGGGACCUUAACACAAGGCUAACCCUCACUAAUAUCACUAGUAGCAUUUACCAGGGUAACAAAUGACAAAGGUACGUUGGGGCUUUUCUCCUCCUCAGUUGACCUUCAUACACUGUCCAGUGACAACAACAAGAAUGUGUCAAGAUUCAACUAGACCUGAUUUUUGUUGCUUAUACUGGGAAGAGCUGAGAUGAAGCGCUUUUGCAAUGAGAGAAAAAUGCUGCACUUAGGUUUUGUUUCUAUGACAGCAUAAUCUUGACAAUUUCGCUAUAAGCUUAAGAAGCACAAUAUAGUUGUGUAAAACUGUGGGCAAAACAGGUGGAAAUAUGGAAAUUCUUAACAUUAAUACUUUUUAUUGCUGUUUUCUGUGUGUGUGUGUGUGUGUGUGUGUGUGUGUGUGUGUGUGUGUAGCAGUUGAGCCCCGUCCUCAGCCUAAUAAACAGAAGAGAGAGACAGAGAAGCUAGUGCAACCAUAAAUGACAGUAAAGCGCUGUAGAGAACUCUAAGCAUAGUUUUCAUUCUUUUCAAUAAUUUCUUCUCUGUCUCUGUUGUUCUUUCUAUCUGACAUAUCAUAAAGCUCAAGAUAGAUACGGUCAGAUCAAGAUUCUCUGCAAUUGUCUUGGUUACUAGUGAUGAGUCCCCCAUCUAAUAUAUGAUUGGUUGCCUGAAAAUAAGCAACAACACCAGCACCUUUCUGAAAAGUUCAGAGAUUUGCAACUAGAACCGCUUGGAAUGGUCGCGGAAAAAAGGCCACUGGCUGCAGCGCCUUUUCUCUUGGUGGCCGCAUGCUGUUGCAUACGCUCUCUCCACAGUGGGAACAACUAGGGAAAAAAAACCUUCAAGGAAUCUGUACAUCUCUGUACCUUUCAAUUGAUCCGGUCAGAAAUCUGCUCUGUGGCCAUAGGGUCACAGCACCCACAGGAACACCACCAGUCUCCCGAGCUUUGCAGCCUUGCAGCAGCUGGUUCACCCUCCUCUGCCUGUUGUUCCUCUCUCAGUCUCCUCCAUUGUGUGUCAUUAUAAUCAGCACUGAUAUGAGGCAGCCUGUUCAGCUCUGUUUGUGGAAAGUUUCAUUCACAAAAAUGUUUCCAAGGAGGAAUUUCAUUCAGCGGAGCUUUAAGUCCUGCUGUCAGACAAAAACAUGACAGCACUGUCAAGGAAACGAAAUGAUACUGAUAAUAAGCUGAACACAUUAAUAAUAUUAAUAUUAAUUUUGCAUUAUUUUUUAUUUUCAUUGUGUAUUUUAUUUUUGGUUAAUUUCAGUCUCCUAUUUAAACUCCAAAUUCAUUCACAUUAUAGCAUUGUAAUUCCAAAGUCAGACCAUCUGUACGUGACUCUGUCAAUACCUAGGAGAACAUUCUGGUCUUGUGAAUGCCACAAAUGUGAAGUUAUUUAACAUACAUGUAAAUCCUUAAAGGUGCAUUAAUUCAAAUUGAUUUCUUUAUAAUAUAUUUGAUGGUCACACAAGUAAAAGCAAAGUGAAAUGCACAUUUAAUAUUUUCAACGUUAUGGGAACCAACUAGCUAAACUUUUUGCAAGCUUUUGUCCAGAUCCUGAUUGAAAUUAAAUGUAUUUAACAGUUUCUUAUACAUGAUGUUAGGGAAAUGUAUAAUGACACUGCUCUGGAGGUGACAGCAGAUAGAGCACAGCAGCUUCUAUGUUAUGCUGCUUUAUGAAGAAAAUUGUGAGUUUUACAGCUCAGCUUUUCAUCAGGGUUUGGUGAUGGACCUGACUAAUUCUGGUGAAGUCAAGUGUAGAGAAGGAUAAUGCUUAGUGGAAACAUUAAGGAUUUUCAUUAAGUGAGUUAUUCUGCAGUUUUGGCUCUUGAAUGGUCAUGGAAGGACAAAACCACUAUCUUGAGUCUGUGGAUGACACUGCAGUAUAUGAAGUGCUUGUGUUUUAAAAGCAAUACUGGUAUGAUUUAUGAUAUUUUUGCAUAUUUUUUCAUUGUUUUAAAAAAUCCCUGGAAAACAGAUAUUACAUAUAAUAUACACUGGUACACAUAUUUGUAUUUAACAUUAUGAUUAUCAGUGUGGCAAAGUAAUUGGUAAAAUAUAUGUGUAAUUUAAAAUGAUGGAUUACAUUUGUCAGUACAAGAAUGUGAAUAAGCUGUUUUAAUGGAUUUUUUAAAAAUAGUGGAAGUCUGUUAUUAUAAUGGAGGGAACACUACAGUUCAGAACAUGUGGCAUCUGACUGGAAAAUACAUGUUACUGAUGGCCAGAGGUGUGGACUCAAGUCACAAGUUUGAUGACUUAACUUUUGACUUUGAACUCGACUUGGACCAAUGACUUGUGACUUCACCUGGCCUUCACACUCAUCAGUGUUGUUCAAUGUUAUUGCACUUGGUAAAGAUCGCAUUAUGACUUGUUUAGGACUGGACUUCAGUGCAGUGACUUCAGACUUGUGACUUGAAAAUCAAUAGUGCCUCUAUAGGCAUACCAGUGGCAGAAGAGUUUAAAAGCCAGUCUGGAGAAUUGGAAAUACAUGAAAUACAAAUACAUUAAAUUAUCCAUCUGUUAAUUUUUAAAAAUAGAUCGAGGCCCAUCAGACCUGAAUGCAGCAUGAUAGUCGCUUUGUGCUAGUAGAGUCUCAGCAGCUAGCAUGAAGCCAUAGCUAACAGUGUAAUGUCACACUGAAUAUAAGGAACUGACAGGAUGACACAGUUUUGAAUUUCUUUUUUUUUUUUAAUAAGGGGGGUUUAUAUCAUAACCUGGAUAGCUGGUUGGAACCAACCAACAUUAUUUAUUUUUUUAUUUUGUUUUGUUUUGUUUUUUUCAUUGGAUUGUAAAUCUGACCAUGGCUGAACUCACAGCAUUCAUUUUAUAAAGAUUAAUUAUUGCUGAUCAAUGAUUUCUUGACAUUAUGAAGGAAAGCCACUUUCUAUAGUGUGUAUGUUUUUUUAAGACUUUAUGACUGAUAAAAUGUACUGAGAAAUUGUUCUAAAUGUUUGAUAUAUUAAAUCUGCGUUUGAUUUUA